AAAGUGGCUUUCUUUCUUUGCUACCGCAUCCAAUUAAACCCAAACUGGACACAAGAAAGGAGCGAGAUAGCGAGGAAAUUUGGUUCGUACUUCUUACCCGCAGACAGAGGAAGGAAGGGAAAUAGAUGGAAGCUGUGUGUGGAAGUGGAAGCAGUGUUUGGGUCACAUCCUCCCUUACACGCUCACCCAAGAUCACACUCCCUCUAUUCCGCGCCAGUUACCAGCACCUAACAGCAUUUCCUUCACAAUCCCUUCUUUUCUCCUAUCACCCUUCUCGCUAUGCUAAUGCUAGAACCCUCCAAGCCAGAACCUCCUCCAAACCCAUUUUCCUUCCCCACUUAAUUGCUUCUCUGGAACAAGUUGACCAGACUUACAUUAUGGUGAAGCCCGACGGCGUCCAACGUGGCCUCGUGGGAGAAAUUAUUUCUAGGUUUGAGAAGAAGGGGUUUAAGUUAACUGGCUUGAAGCUCUUCCAGUGCUCAAAGGAAUUGGCCGAGGAGCAUUACAAGGACCUAAAACAAAAGUCAUUUUUCCCUAAGCUGAUUGACUAUAUUACUUCAGGUCCUGUUGUGUGUAUGGCUUGGGAGGGUGUUGGAGUAGUGGCAUCGGCACGCAAGCUUAUAGGGGCUACAGAUCCUCUUCAAGCUGAACCAGGCACAAUAAGAGGAGACCUUGCUGUUCAAACAGGAAGGAAUGUUGUUCAUGGCAGUGACAGCCCUGAGAAUGGCAAGCGUGAAAUAGCUCUAUGGUUCAAGGAAGGCGAAGUAUGCGAUUGGACCCCAGUCCAAUCACCAUGGCUGAGAGAAUAAUAAACCACAGAUGCCCAAUUAGAAUGAUUCUUGCCGUUUCUAGGUUCAAUAACUGCAUUAAUCGAGUUUAAACAGUAACUCAAAUUUUGUAAAAUUUUGCUUUUUGACUCGGAUUCUCCAAGCCUAUUCCUGGCAUUACAUUUUCUGUUUCUAUCAGAUUUGAAUGGGUCAUGCGAUGUUUUGUUUUUUUUUUUA
Messenger RNA from Glycine soja, 1004 nucleotides. RefSeq names its product nucleoside diphosphate kinase 2, chloroplastic-like. The coding region runs from base 126 to 809 and encodes 227 amino acids. The transcript is spliced from 7 exons. Gene Ontology annotation, molecular function: nucleoside diphosphate kinase activity. Gene Ontology annotation, biological process: GTP biosynthetic process; UTP biosynthetic process; CTP biosynthetic process. Lineage: Eukaryota; Viridiplantae; Streptophyta; Magnoliopsida; Fabales; Fabaceae. The record is from RefSeq and is a predicted model, not a curated record.